CGAUACUAGCAGCAUGAAAGCCAGGCCCAAGAGGGGCUUAAGUGUGUCCGAUGACAACUUUGGGCCGAGCACAGACUCAAGUUAUUACGAUUGCAUUUCAGGUCGUUCUAGGAUGUGGAUAAGAUUGCACGCAUAAUUUAUGCUCUUUUGUCCAUUACUUAAUUCCGAUUCUAAACAUUGGAAGAAGUUGGCCAUUGACUAUCACAGCCUCCUCCUAUCCAGAAAAAUAAAAAAGAAUGCUCCUCUCACUUAUCCCGUUUCCUCUCUCUUCGAACUUCCGCCUUUUCCCUUCGCUUAGAGGAACCGUACGAACAAAGAUAGCAAAAGGUUGGGAAUGAAAUGGCUCUGAGAGAUACACUCCUCUGCCCGAAAUAUCGGACUCCAAAUCCAUUCCCUCCCGCCCGAAACUGCCGAAAUGCCGGCCGAAAACUUGUGGUGAGCGCUACCGCGGCUGCGCCCGGGACUCGUCGGCGGCGUCCUCAAAACGUGGAGGGGGAGUUCUUCGUAGAUCACCGGUGUAUUGAUUGCGAUGCCUGCCGUUGGAUGGCUCCGGAAAUCUUUACUCGGAUCGACGAACAAUCUGCGGUGAUUAAGCAGCCGAGCUGUGAGGAGGAAAGGAUCAAAGCUCUGCAGGCACUGCUUUCCUGUCCAACAAGCUCCAUCCAUACCGAGAAACCUACAAAGAAGAUUCUAGAAGUGCAGAAAAUGUUUCCUCUUCCAGUAGAUGAGCAGACACUUCCAGGUGUUUACCAUUGCGGCUAUCAUUCUGAGUCAUCUUAUGGAGCAACUUCCUAUCUUGUGAUUCACCCUGAUGGGAACAUAAUUGUUGAUAGCCCAAGAUUUACGGGGGUACUGGUAUGCAGCAUUGAGAAACUUGGAGGAGCACGCUACAUGUUUUUGACUCAUAAAGAUGAUGUAGGAGAUCACGAAAAGUGGGCCAAGCGACUGAGCUGCGAACGAAUUCUCCAUUCAGGAGAUGUGGAGGCUCAUACUGCAGAUGUGGAGAUGCAACUUUAUGGAGAUGGUCCAUGGAGCAUUGGUAAUGACUUUGAGCUCAUCCACACUCCAGGCCAUACUGAAGGUUCAGUCUGCUUGUACUACAAGCCCCUAAAGGUUCUGUUCACUGGAGACCAUCUUGCCAAAUCUGGAAAAUCUGAACUGACUUUUUAUGAGAUGUAUAACAGGCAAUCAGUUAGCUUGCAACUGAAGAGCAUCAGGAAGUUAUUAGAGCUGGACUUUCAGUGGAUUCUACCUGGUCAUGGGCGGAGGAUUAAGUUUCGUGAUAACCAAGAGAAGAAUUCAGUUUUGGAAGCUUUCUUGAGCAGUAAAGAGCCAGAAUAUGCUUAACGGGAAAGGCUGCUUUGAUGGGGCUUGCAAGGGUAAUUUGAUCUAUAUGGAAGGCAGAUAUAGGAAGAUGGCAUACAAAGGUUGCAAGGGUGUUUUAAGUUGUCAUUGGACCUUGACCAGAAUAAGUCUUCAAAUACAUGUUGCAGACACACAUUACACAUGUAUGUCAUAUUGAUUUCUCAGAAGUUUGGUUUUUCUUGCUGUUUAAUUUUGAAAUUUUCCAUGCUCUGAACUGAAAGGCAAUCCAGCUUUCAAAUGAUGUACAAUAUGGUGCCAGAUAAAUUUGCAAUGCUAAAUACGUAUCCAGAAAAUUAUGUG
Elaeis guineensis (African oil palm) is the source of this 1665-nucleotide messenger RNA. RefSeq lists its product as uncharacterized. NCBI's taxonomy places the organism in Eukaryota, Viridiplantae, Streptophyta, Magnoliopsida, Arecales, Arecaceae. The record is from RefSeq and is a predicted model, not a curated record.